Molecule: messenger RNA, 633 nt
Organism: Penicillium pulvis
Lineage: Eukaryota; Fungi; Ascomycota; Eurotiomycetes; Eurotiales; Aspergillaceae
Exons: 1
Coding region: 1-633 (210 amino acids)
Biological process (GO): regulation of DNA-templated transcription
Molecular function (GO): DNA-binding transcription factor activity, RNA polymerase II-specific; zinc ion binding
Source: RefSeq, a predicted model, not a curated record
AUGUUUCCUAACCUCGACGCCUUACCCUCAAGCAGUGGUCUGAUUGCUCAGCCUCUUCAGCCAAUGCCCUACGGAAGUGACGAUCGACCAGGCGGAACACCUGUAGCGACUGAAUGGACGGCCCCAUUGACUGCGUUGACUGCGUUGACUGCGGCAAUUUCAGAUAGUUCCGUGACAAUUCACGACCACCCGUCACCUUCGUUCCACAGAAGAUCUGCAUCUCCACCAGCGUGUUAUGAUUUUGUCAUGGAAGAUCCAACUAAUCCCCAUGGUUAUCGGGAAAAGCGAUUUCGCUCCCGAAUGGAACUCGAUAAACAAAAGGAAGAGAUACGGCAUUUGAAAGAGUACGGCGGUGCAUGUCUCUCAUGCUACCGGAGCAAGAAGAAGUGUGGGCCAUCGACCCCCUGUCCACCCUGCCUUACAAAUGGUCGCGAGUGUGUUCGCAGAGACCAGGCUACCUUCCAGACCACUUCUUUCAAACAUGUUUCAAGCUCCCCGUCGGCGAAUCCGCAUCUAGAUGAAUACCUUGAAAUAUUGCAGCCCGGCCCGUGGGAGCUCCUGAGCUCCAUUGAUGGAAUUUACGACGGGAUCUGCCUUGGCACUGGUUUCAAUCAGGACCAGGGUAGACUAUGA